GGGAGGAGCGAGGAUCUGGUGGGGAAUCCCGCUUGGGUUCCGGAGCGAGGGGCUGCGGGCACGAGCGGAGGCUGCGAGCACGCGCACAGCCCUCGGGGCCCCGCCCACGCCCCUGAACCGCCUCCAAAUACUCAACCCCCGGGCCGCGCAGUCGCCUGUAGUCACCCGCUGGCUCCCAACAAGCUGCUGGAAAGAAAGUAGGCGACGGCGGGCGCCGGGCCGCGCGGGCAGCCUUGGGACAAUGGGGCCCCGGCGCUUGCUGCUCGUCGCCCUCGGCCUCAGCCUGUGCGGUCCCUUGCUGUCUUCCCGCGUCCCUCAGAGCCAGCCAGAAUCAGAGACGGUGAACCCCCGCUCAUUCUUUCUCAGGAAUGCCAAUGGAGAUGCAUUUGAGCGGGUCCCCCUGGGGGACGAGGAGGAGGAGAAAAAUGAAAGUGUACUGCCCGAGGGCAGGGCAGUCUACUUAAAUAAAAGCCGCUUUCCUCCCACGCCGCCUCCUCCCUUCGUCUCAGAAGAUGCCUCGGGAUAUCUUACCAGCCCCUGGCUGACGCUCUUCGCGCCCUCCGUGUACACAUUUGUGUUCAUAGUCAGCCUUCCUCUGAACGUCCUGGCCAUCGCAGUGUUUGUCUUGAGGAUGAAGGUCAAGAAGCCGGCCGUGGUGUACAUGCUGCACCUGGCCAUGGCCGAUGUGCUUUUCGUGUCCGUGCUCCCCUUCAAGAUUACCUACUACUUUUCCGGCAGUGAUUGGCAGUUCGGGUCUGGAAUGUGUCGCUUCGCCACUGCAGCGUUUUAUGGUAACAUGUACGCCUCCAUCAUGCUCAUGACCGUCAUAAGCAUUGACAGGUUCCUGGCGGUGGUGUACCCGAUCCAGUCCCUCUCCUGGCGCACUCUGGGCCGAGCCAACUUCACUUGCGUGGUGAUCUGGGUGAUGGCCAUCAUAGGGGUAGUGCCCCUUCUCCUCAAGGAGCAGACCACCCGGGUUCCUGGACUCAACAUCACCACCUGCCACGACGUCCUCAAUGAGACCCUGAUGCAGGACUUUUACUCGUACUAUUUCUCGGCCUUUUCCGCUAUCUUCUUUCUUGUGCCGCUGAUCAUUUCCACAGUCUGCUACACGUCCAUCAUCCGAUGCCUUAGCUCCUCCGCGGUUGCCAACCGGAGCAAGAAGUCGCGGGCUUUGUUCCUGUCCGCUACCGUGUUCUGCAUCUUCAUCGUCUGCUUUGGGCCCACCAACGUCCUCCUGAUUGUGCACUACCUGUUCCUCUCUGACGGUCCUGGCACAGAGGCGGCCUACUUUGCUUACCUCCUCUGUGUCUGUGUGAGCAGUGUGAGCUGCUGCAUCGAUCCCUUGAUUUACUACUACGCCUCUUCCGAGUGCCAGAGGCACCUCUACAGCAUCUUGUGCUGCAAAGAAAGCUCUGAUCCCAACAGUUGCAACAGCACUGGCCAGCUGAUGCCGAGUAAAAUGGAUACCUGCUCUAGUCACCUGAACAACAGCAUAUACAAAAAGCUAUUAGCUUAGGGAAAGGUUCCAUGAAAAACGGUUGGAAAGUGAGCAGCCGGGGAAUCCCAUUAGUUCCUGGCAAGAACUGUAUUUACUUCAACACCUAAAAAACAACCAAUGUCUGAUUUGCAUGCAUACUUCUUUACAAGUGCUAUCAAGUGUAUAGAUUGGAUAAUUAUCAGCCAGGUGAUGGGAACACAGGUAAAGGCUUCCAGGGUUGCUAGUGCUACAAUAGUAACUGGAUGUCACUUCUUAUAUAUCUAGGUGACUUUAAUAUAUAUGCACACACACAUUUGCCAUGCAGGAGGGAAUCUGCGCUUUGACACUUUCUUGUUUAUUCCCUGACCAUUACUAUGGAAAUAAUCUGAUUCUCUGACUUAAUAAACAAAGUCUGGACUGGUGGUUGUUAGUUAGCACUGGGCAGCUGAAGGUCCUAAUAUAGGAAAGGAGUUCAUAGUUUAGACUUAACACAGCUUUUGCCUAUAUAUAUAUAUUUUUUUCAAAUUAUUUGAUAAUAGUGUUUAGUGAUGGAAGGAUGAGACAGUAUUACCUGUGUAGGAGAAGGUCUUGAACAUACCAUAGUUUAAGAAUUAGCAAAGCCGUUGGGAAGCCCGUUUUGAUAUGGGUAACAGUUUUUGGCAAUUUACGUACUUAAUACCUGGACCAAGACUGAGCAUAAGCCUCAUCAGGACUAUAAUAAACCUUUCAAAGCAACCAAGCUUGAUAACAAGACACAGCCACUUGCGUGGAGGCCUCUGAGCAUCAGGUACAUCGUACCCCUUCGGCUAUGCCUCCCAGAGAGCAGAGACGGGGACCACCAGGCCACUCCAUCCUGCUAGGAUUCUCAUUAGCUGUGAACUGACUGUAUCUAUUAGAAAUUGGCAAGGUAGGGUAUGCCAUCUUGAGAAAAGAUGCCUGCACAUCUGACAGUUUACAUCCAGUAGCUGUCCUGCAAGGCUGGCCCUUGCACAGACAGACACACCCAUGUGCCCUGGUCACACUGUUGGAUAGUGGGUCCUAGACUGACUGACUGUAGAAGAAUAACUGAGUGCUGCUCUUAUUCAGGCAAUGCAGAGAGCUGGCAUGUGGGCAGCUGUGAUGUGUGCACUGCACAUACAUCAUCGCACAUAGUAGUUGUCUCCAGCUGGAUCUCACCAAGCAUAUUUCACAGAAGCCAGGCCUAUCAGCUAAACCGCUUUGGAUAUCUGAGUUUCUGGUUCCAAUAGCUGUAGAUUAGGAUAAAAACACAAUACAAGAUGUAUAUUUUUAAUACAUAAGCCCCUUCGGUCCACAAUAAUUAGACAUUAUUUAUUUACAAAUGUAUCAAAAAUUACUCAAAUCAGCCAGGCAUUACGGCACACACCUUUAAUCCCAGUACUUAGGAGGCAGAGGCAGGCAGAUACUAAACCAUUUUUUUAAGAAGCUAGCAAACAGAAAAAGUUUUACUUAAGUCCAAUUUUAAAAAUAUAUACGUCAGUUUGGUUAAGAAGAAGAAUAAUAAAAGGAAAUAAAAUUGAUUGAAAUUGAUUGAAAUGUAGAAAAAUUAUUCUGAAUCUUAAGAGUUAUUGAAAUUAUUUUUAAAGCAUUUUUAAUGCCACAGUGACUAACAAGCAUAUAAAAUCUUCAUCCCUUUGACAAAGUAAUUUGAAAAUUAAUUUAGAACAUAUCCUUUUCCUGAUUAAAAACUAUGUUGGCAUUUUAAGCAAAUAAGAAUAGAAAGGGUGUUUAUUUAAGAGAACAAAGUAUUUCCAAAUACUGUAGAAUAGCUUCCAUGAAAGUCCUAUGGUUGUGCAGUUAACUUGGUUCCUGUGUUGAUUUAUCUAAAUCACUGACUCCCUUGUCUUGUGUUCUGUCUGUGACUUAAUGUAACUGUUAUCACUGCGCUUGUGAACUUUUAUGUCAUUGUUUUGUGUACCCCAUCUUUUUUUAAAAAUAUAUUAAUAAACUAAAAACAUGUUUAGUCUCUGGAAUACAUUAUUGCUGUGGACCUCGGUGGGACUGCACACCACUCCUUAGUGAAUAGGUGCUUUACAGUCCUGUAGCUAGAGUGAAAAGGUCAGCAAGGGUUGAGGAGGCUCCCCAGAGGCUACAGGUUAGGGAUGACGCUCACCAGCCAGAGACAGUGAGGGCAAGCAUAGUGAAUCACUAGUCUCUGCUAGAUGACCCUCCCACCCCUUCCUGGCUCUUUCCAUUUGCUGCUCCAGCAUGUGUGUGUGUGUGUGUCUGUCUGUCUGUCUGUCUGUCUGUCUGUCUGAGUGUGUUGUUAAAUCUGUGUUUACAUACCUAUAUGUAGGGGCACCUUCAUCUUUACCCUACCCCCUCCCACAUGCCCUCCCUCACCAUCUUACCAUGCCACAGGCACUUCCCCUCGUACUGUUCUCUCCUCAUAAAUUCCACAUAUGAGAAGACUGCUCCUGGGCUCAGCCGCAGAGCCAAAUACUGAGAGCAUCAGGGUGAUAUCCCUCAUAGAUCAGCUUCCCUGGGCAUGGAGAAGAGAUCUAAAACGCUAAGUGAAGAAGUGGAAUACAUUGAAUACAGUGUGGUUUUUGCAAAGGCAUUCGUUGGAUGGUUAUCUUCCCAUUUUUUAAUCCCCUUUUUGUAAAGUUGAUUAUAACGUUGAAAACAGACGGGUUUUCUGACUUACAAGCUUUGUGAAUUGAAUCUACAGUAAUGUUUUCGUAUGAGACAUUUCUGAGGUGGGCACUGAGCAUUUGUGGGGCCUGCCCAUCCUGCAUUCAUGGUGAGGCAGGGAUAUUGUGCAUUCCCAGCAAGCCUGAUGGAGGUUGGCAGAAAACGGACAGGAAUGCCACCUCUGGCAUUCCCUGGGGUGAGAAGGUGAAGCCGAAACGGUGCUCAACCCCUGAGGAUUGAAAAAAAUCAAUGAAGAGUUUUUUAGUAAA
This is a messenger RNA of Mastomys coucha (southern multimammate mouse), 4401 nucleotides long. It is a transcript of the gene F2r, whose product is annotated as coagulation factor II thrombin receptor. The transcript has 2 exons. The coding region runs from base 242 to 1519 and encodes 425 amino acids. Gene Ontology annotation, cellular component: membrane. The record is from RefSeq and is a predicted model, not a curated record. Gene Ontology annotation, molecular function: thrombin-activated receptor activity. Lineage: Eukaryota; Metazoa; Chordata; Mammalia; Rodentia; Muridae. Gene Ontology annotation, biological process: phospholipase C-activating G protein-coupled receptor signaling pathway; positive regulation of blood coagulation; thrombin-activated receptor signaling pathway.